This is a messenger RNA of Gongylonema pulchrum, 567 nucleotides long. Lineage: Eukaryota; Metazoa; Nematoda; Chromadorea; Rhabditida; Gongylonematidae. The record is from the annotation of a GenBank genome assembly.
AUGCUAGACUGUACUCGGCAUUUCAAAGCUGAGCUUGAAAAUCGUUGUGCUAAACUAAAUGAAAAGUUAAAUGUUGGAAAAACUGAACACCUUUCUUACAAAAUCCUGAAUGAGGAGUGCUUUUCUGCACAAAUUCCAGGUAUUUCGUUCGAUCAGGUGAUUACGCGUGCUUGCCAGCGAGAUCCAACCUUGAGAUACUGCAUCGAAGCGAGAGAUCGAAAUAUCACAAGUGCUUCCGGAGGACGAUCACAAUAUGCUUCCAAAAACACUGGAAGAAUCUUACCAGAGGAUGAUCCUGGUAGCAGAGUUUUCAACCGAUUGCUUGCUGAUCCAGUAGCUGAAAAAGAAGUAUUUCGAUCGUCGACGCGCGAACUCCCGCUGCACGAGGCAUCAUCAGCAAGCACCGAAACUAAUGACCCAUUCUGUGACGAGGACGAAGAUCGUUACAACCACUAUUGCCAUGACGUUAUUGAGCGGUCAUCCAGCACUCAGCAGGAACUAUUCAAAUACUGCAUCGACUACGAGAUAAAAUGCCCACAUAAGACUGUCAACAAAAAGGUGCAGUGA